This is a messenger RNA of Anopheles coluzzii, 1973 nucleotides long. RefSeq names its product CBY1-interacting BAR domain-containing protein 1-A (gene Fam92). Gene Ontology annotation, cellular component: ciliary basal body; ciliary transition zone. Gene Ontology annotation, biological process: cilium assembly. The record is from RefSeq and is a predicted model, not a curated record. Bases 130 to 1308 code for a protein of 392 amino acids. Lineage: Eukaryota; Metazoa; Arthropoda; Insecta; Diptera; Culicidae. The transcript is spliced from 4 exons.
GAGCUAUGCUCGUUGCUAGGCAACAGCACUUUCUCAACAAAUCAUUUCUCUCAGCAAACCAUUACCUUUUUUCGCAGAACAGCAAUACACGACUACACAAAGGUAACUAAACUUUAAAUCAGCCAGAAAAUGCUUCGCAGCGGAAAUACCACCACGCUGCUGUGCGAUGAGCAGACCAAGUUUAUCCUGGAGCGUAUCAGCACGGUGGAGAAACAUUUCGGCGAGCUGUGCGGUGCGUUUGCCGAAUACACGCGCAAGGUAGCCCGGAUGCGUGACAAGACGGACGAGCUGGCUCACACCACGCAGGACUACUGCGAUACGGAAAAGCUGAAUCCCACGCUGACCGGUGCGCUGUCCAGCAUGGCCAAGGCCGUCACGCUGCUGGGCGAUUUUCACGACGCACGGGUGAAGCGGCUCGAGGCGAAGAUUGUUUCCGAGCUGGCACAGUACGAAACGGUCUGCAAGCACUGCAAGGAAGACGUGAAGGAAGCGCUGCUAGUGCGGGACAAAGAUUUGGCCAAGCGGAAGCAGCUCGAGCAAAGCAAAAGUCGCAACGGAAGGUUAAAGCGCAACACGAACGAUACGGAAAUCAUCAAAUCGAACCUAGAGGUGGAAAAGGCGUUGAAAGAAAUCGAGCACCAGGUGGAGCGAUUUGAGAAGCAGAAGCUGCACGACCUGAAGGAGCUGCUGCUAAGCUUUGUGCUGAUUGAGCUGAAGAUGCACACGCAGGCGGUGGAGGUGCUUUCGGCCACGUACCAAGACAUCAGCGAUAUUGACGAGUCGAAGGACUUGCAGAGCGUUCACAAGGAAUUAAAAAGACAGAAUCGGCAAUUUAAGAAAAUCCUCCAACAAGACACCGUCCCUGAUCGUUACUUCCUACAGCGCAUCAAAAGCCAGUCCAUGGGUGCGCUGAACGCUACCCUUGCUGGGUUUAACACUGGCCGUAAAAAUAAAAGCCUCAGCUCAAACUCGCUCAAUUCGUCCCAGGAACAAGAGGAACAGGAGAUUGCCACAGAAUCAAGCGAACAGCAGCGGACGCAGAAAAAGGGUGCCACCGUCUCGAGACGUUCGAACAAAACGUCCAUCCAAUCAGUGGAAUCAUUGGACACAUUGAAGCGUAACUUGUCUUCCGACUCGAGCAGCACUUCCGAGGAAGACGACACCGAGGACAGCGAAACGCUAACGGACGAAAACUCGGACACUCCGAUAAAGACGAUAAAGGCAGCAGGUGGCUUAAGCGAUUAUGGGAAAAAGAGCCAGGUUGAUUCGUCGUUUAAAAUAAUCAAGCUUAAAGACUACAAUCCGUAGUGCUGACGGCUUUAAGGGACGCAUGAGACACGUUCGAUUAACAGAGAAUUUAUCAUUCAUUACAGCGCAAGAAUGGUAUCGUUUCGGUUCGCAAGUUUCAAUUCGAAAGCUACGGUACGAUUAGGAUGGACGGUUGCUCUCCGUCGAAGUUACUGGAUCGUUACCUAGCAACCAGGCCUGUUGAAUCGAAUCGAACCGUAUUAGAGAUAGGGACCGUUAUUACUAUCUUAAAACGUACCGUAUGCUUAUGGGUGCGUUGGGUCGGUGAAGGAAUUGCACGGUUACUAUGGUUUGAUGGGAUUGCUAACAAACCCAAUGUUACUUACGUCCCAUUUUUACAAUGAGUAAUAUACCUUCAUGUUUAGAAUCCACCCCAAUUCGUACACGAUUCUUUCCAACUACCCUUCCCUCCCAGGCCGUACAGCGGAGAAUCGAUUUUACUCUUUUAUAUUAUAGAUUCGUUCUUAGUGCUUACGUGUGUACACAAUCGAAAGUAUGCUACCGAUGAUAGUCCCAAAUAUGCCUGAACUGUUGUAUUCCACCCCGAUUGCCGUCGAUUAAAUCAUACUUCUUAAACAUAUUCUUUUUUUUUUCUUUUGCUGCUCGUUGAAACAAGCCUUACACCAAUCUCUUUAACCGAUUUACCAGCCUACAGUAAGUUUGGU